CAAAAAGUCCACCAAAAAAUCUUAGUAAAUGACCACCAUUUUACUGAGAUUAUAUUUCAUCUCAUAUCAUCUCAUUUAAUUUCAUCCCAGUUGAUUAAUGUCUCAAAUUAAUCAUCUUCAUUUCAUUUCACUCCAUAAUAUCAUUUUUCAUAAAAAUAUGAAUAUACAUUAAAAUAAGACAUGACUUAAAGGUCGCAGUUACCAGGUCAUAAAAUCCCUUAAAAAAAGAAGAUCACACGGACGCUCACCUACCCGCUAGUCUGAUCUGGUUAAGACGCUCACCGGCCUGCCAAUAACCGAGGCUAUAAAGACCGCCGAGGACAGCAAGACGUGGGGAAGCAUUGUGAAUCGAGUGGUCCACGUUUCAAAUUAGACACGACCUUCAGCAAUGAAGAGACCGACUCAGAAGAAGAAGAUAUUUGCAAAGAUAAGUCGAGCGACAUAGCCCGCAGUCAUGCCCUGUUUAUUGGGAUUGUCAGAAUUGUUUUUAAGUAAAUUCUGAGUUAUCAGGCGUAUUUAAUGGUUAUUACUUAAACUCAAAUAUUGAUGGUUUAAUGUUGGGUGCCUGACUGGCAUGAGACUCUCGGGUUGUCAGUUCCUGUAUCGACCGAGAACGCGUAUUUGCCGCUUUUGCCGCUUCAAAGUCUGGCGCGAACUAAUAGGGGGUGCAAUAAAUGCGCGGGCGCGGAUAACGCGGGGUGGGUCAUCGCGGCACGGACCUGAGUCAUAUCCCCUUUGGCUACUGUUGCCACGCGAAACGGAACACUGCGUUACAAUGCUUAAUAAUAGUGAUGAUUUUUUAUUUACUUUUAAGUAAGAAAGUAAUAUAAUUUAAAGAUUGUCACGUAUGUAAUGUAAGUUGAAGUUACAUUGACACUGUUUUCAUUGCAUAAUGCAAUUAACUAGGUACUGCUUCGACAUUGUGUCCUAAUUUUAAAUCGAAAUGCUCUAUUUCUAUGGUAAUUAAGAGAAUAACCCCUUAAUAUUAGGACGACCUCAGACACAAACGUAACUGAGGCCGCAUGUGGCGCAGUGGGCAGGUUACUAGAACAGUUCUCAAAAUAUCCUACCAUCAUGGUAAGGUAAGAACAAUGGAUAAAACUACGGAGGAUAGUCUGAUGACUAGAUACACCAAAUCACACCGAUUAGAUGAGGUUAUGUGAUCUAGUUUAUAUAUUAAAUCACACCAAUAACAAUUCUUUCUAAAAUAAUUUGGGGCAAACUUUUUAUUUUAUUUAUUGCUUAAAUGGAAGGACGAGCUCACAACCCACCUAGUGUUAAGUGGUUACUGGAGCCCAUAGACAUCUACAACGUAAAUGCGCCAUCUACCUUGAGAUAUAAGUUCUAAGGACUCAGUAUUAUAUUACAACGGCUGCCCCCAGCCUUUACCCGAAACGCAUGACUGCUUCACGGCAGAAAUAAGCAGGGUGAUUGUACCUACCCGCGCGGACUCACAGGUCUUACCACCAGUAAUUACGCAAAUUAUGAUUUUGCUUGUUUGAUUUCUAUUACACGAUGUUAUUCGUUCACCGUGGAAGUCAAUCGUGAACAUUUGUUAAGUACGUAUUUCAUUAGAAAAAUUGGUACCUCCCUAGGAUUCGAACACCGGUGCAUCGCUUAACACGAAUGUACCAGACGUCUUAUCCUUAACGCCACGACGACUUAAAAACUUCAACAGAAUUAAUUUUAAAAUUAAAAGGGCCACAUCGCAUAUCGAACAUUACCAUGAGUCACGUAUAGAUUUGAUUAAAUUCGUCAUUCUAAUUGGCUCACUCUAUUUAGAUUGCACAGGUCAAAUAAGUUUUUAUUUUAUUAAAAUUUAUAAAAUAUAAUGUUUUUUUCGAUUUCGUAUAAUUUUUUUAAUUGCCCUUGUAGGCGAGCACACGGUCCACCUGAUGGUGAGUGGUUACCGUCGCCCAUGGACUUUAGCAAUGCCAGGGGCAGAGCCAAGCCGCUGCCUAAAUAUUUAUACAUAAUUAUAUAUUUUUACCUGGGAGGAUAAAAUUCAAGAAUAAUGGUAGUCAAAUGAGCAUUUUUUUACAAAUUAAUUUUUAGUUAUUACAUGAUUAUUUAAUUUUUAACUGAUUUUCUUUUAAUAUUAAUAAUUAAUUGAUAUGAGUCAACUGUAAGAGAGAGAUAGAGAGACAAAGAAGUUAAUAUAUCCUAUUACAUGUCUCACUCAGUCUCAUGCGCGUGGAUAAUGUCCUCGCGCUCUUACCCACAGAGGUAUUAAAUUGAAUUUAGGGGAUGAUUGGCCCCUUAGAUCGGUCUGUCUUUUUGUAAGAGGUUUUAAAAUAGUUGUCUGGUGGACAUAUAUAAAAAUCAGCUUUCAGAAUUUACGUGAAGUUAGGUACUUAAUUUGGGAGCUUUAAAGCGUCUGCAAAGCAAUUCGGCCUAUGGAGUGUUUGGCAACUUAUUUUUAAGGAUAUUGCCUAAAAUAUACGUAAAAAUCAGCUUUCAGAAUUUACGUGAAGUAGGUAAUGAUUGUAUGUACCUUGAGUACCUGAUACCUGAAAAUUGGCCGUAUAACCAACCAACUAGCAGGUAGGCUUGUGCUCUUAGUACAUACUAACACUAUGCAAUCGGCCACCUUUCGUUCGUCAGAAAAUAUGUGACGUCUGGGGGCCCUGGGAUCUUACUCUAUUACAAGAUGUUCCUGAACGGGUUAUAUUCCUUUUGCCUAACUUAAUUGAGAAAUUAAACACAGAAAAGUAAGAACUGUCAAUUGUCAAACUAUAAUAUUGAAACAGGAUAAGUCUGCCGUUUGGUUUCGUAAAUAAAUAUGGAUUUUACACCAGAUUUACUUGCCUUUCAAGGUGUUUUUAUUUCCACAGACAGCGCUCAUCCAUUCUCAAGGUUGACCGUAAAAGGCGGAAACGAAGAAAAGGUCAAAUACAUUAUUGAACAUAUGUAUCAAUUCCUCAAAGACAGAAAUUUUAUGGACGAAAAUAAAGUAUUAUCCAAAGAACAUACACGUUUAAUUCGUAAAUUUAUCCUAUACAUUAUUUUAAACGGGAAUUUCAAAACAUUAGAAAAGUUGGUAGAAAAAGACGAUAUUGACUCAGUAAUAUGGACCAUACCGACUGUGCCACAUUAUUUAAUGUGUGAAUUAAUUUGGAGCUUCCAGGUAGAACAUUUUGUGUAUGAAAUCAUCUCAUAUGCAUACCCUCCACUUGCUGUCGAAGUGACUGGAGCGUUUAUAGAAAACACAAAGUACUACAAUCCAUUAGACUGUUCACAAAAGUUGGCAAAAAUAUCAUUAGCAUGUUAUACAUUAAUUUGCAGAUUAAACAUGUUUCAAUUUCCCGAACAAGAAAAUAAUACUUUAUUAAGUGAAACCUUAAAGCAUUUCCAAAAUUGUACCAAAAACUUUGUUGAACCUCCAAAUAGUUACAAACUGGAAACCCUUCAAAAAGAUGAAUUAUACAUACACAAUGGAAGUUGGCUUAGUUCAGCUUUAGUACUACUUUAUGAUUGCCUUGAAAGAUACACAAAAAUACAUGAAAAGGUCCCUCCUGAUUUUGAUAUUAUUUAUCAAGUAACUUACAUAGAAGCUUCAAUAAAUAAAAAUAUACAAUUUUACAACAUUAAUGACUGUCCAAAAAAUGUAUUAGAAACCAUAGGAAAUUGCAACACAAUACUUUUAGAUGCAUGCCAGAAACUAAUAAUGGAUGUAAAUGUUGAUAUAUUCUGUGCUUGGAGUGAGUUUGAAGAAAACGGAAAAACCAAACAGCAAUCUAUUGGUGAAUUGUGUCAUAAAGUAUAUACAAAAUUGUCAAGCAUACCUGUUUUGUGUGAACAUCCAAUAGUUGCCAUGCUACAACAGAUUUCUAGGAAACCAAUCGAAGCAAAAGAUGUUAUAAACUCAACUGAUGUUUGUAUGAUCAUUGAGAACAUAAACAAAAAUGAUGAUGAUAUGGAAUCCUGGUUACAUGCUCUUCUCUACAAAGAUGAUUUGUGUGCCUACAGAGAACUUCUUGAUGUUAUUCAUCCUAACAUAAAUAAAUAUAGUCCGCAAGAGUGUUUAAAACUGUACUACAUCUUGAAACAGGGCAUUGUAAACAAAGGCCAGACAGAAGUAUUGGCUGUGAAAGCUUUCCAUCAUUGUGAUGUUUCUGACAAACAUAAAAUACUAACUGAACAUUUUGUCAACAACUGCUUUUUUGAUAUGAAGGAAAAUGAACUCUUUACUGAUAUGAGUACAGAAUUUUUCAAUAAAUUAAUUGCUACUUCCAAUGCUGAUAUUACUGAUGUACUCACACUCUUCUUGCAGAGCCCAAAGAAAGUUUUUGAUAAAAUUUUCAACUUAGCCACAGAAAACAGCCAACAGGGAGAUAUUAUGUUACAAGUAAUGAAAUUAUUAGACAACUAUUGUAAUUAUUACUAUGAAGUUGAUACUGAACCUUGUAUUUUCAAAGCAUUGCAGAAUAAUCUGGAAAUCUGUAUAGAUACAGAAGAGAAAGAAAAUAACUUUAUAAGAUUUAUUUCUGCAUUAAAAAACUAUGGCAUUUUAAUUGGAUCUAAAUUGCUAUUAUUAACAAUAAUGCCAAACAUUCACAAAGCACUCCUAAAUAAAAAUAUCAAUAAUAUUAAUAUGCAAAUUAAGUUAUUACAAAGUGCUUACACUAUAGAAGAGCUAUUAGAAUACAGAGCCCCAAUGUUGGCAAUGUUAGCCCAGGUCAUGGAUAUUGUACGGUGGAAAAUUCAUACAUUUGUCACUUCAGCACCGACUACUUUACAAAGCACAAUCGAACUUCAAACCUCAUUUAUGGAGACAUAUGGCACCAGCAUACCAGUGAAAGAAGAAAAUUGGUUAAAAUCAAAGUUGAAAAAUACACAUCCACUAAACACUUACUACUACAGGAAAAUAUGGAAUCCACCAGGCAAUAACUUUUUAGAAAUUAUAACUGGUACUAAGAUGAGGCAACACAGUUCUAAAGACGAUAUCACAACAACAUUGAUACAGAUAAUAUGUUCAUGCACACAAGAAGAGUGGUUUACUAUUUGGGAUUGUCUUGCUCAUUUUGAAGCUAAAAUAGUUUUAGAUGCCUAUUAUGAAGCCAUGUCUUUAAUAGCAAGAAUAGAAAGAGACAAUAGAACUAAUAAUACUUGGGCAUGCAUUUUGUAUUGUUACAGAACUCUUCUACAUUGUACCCGGUACAAAUUCUUCAAAGAACCAUUAACAAACAAUCAAAUACUAGAUGUUAUUAAUAACAUCACAAGAAUGCCGAUACUCUGUGAUGGACCAAAAGAAGACAUGGAACCUUUACUGCUUCCUCUUCUAGCUUAUAUAGCUGAACGCAAAAAUGAUUAUUCAAUUGAUCUCUCUAGCUGUGAUCUUGUCAAAUAUGAAUGUCUGGUCACUAUUAUAAACAACAUAUUUUCUAAGAAAUAAGAAUAAUAGUCGUUGAUAACUGAUAAUAAAACGUUUUCAGUUGUGAUGUUAAGCUUUGGUAAAUGUAAAUGUUCGUUAAAUAUAAAUAUUGAAGUA
Bombyx mori (domestic silkworm) is the source of this 5491-nucleotide messenger RNA. RefSeq lists its product as uncharacterized. Bases 2783 to 5395 code for a protein of 870 amino acids. The transcript is spliced from 5 exons. The record is from RefSeq and is a predicted model, not a curated record. NCBI's taxonomy places the organism in Eukaryota, Metazoa, Arthropoda, Insecta, Lepidoptera, Bombycidae.